Blepharisma stoltei is the source of this 795-nucleotide messenger RNA. NCBI's taxonomy places the organism in Eukaryota, Ciliophora, Heterotrichea, Heterotrichida, Blepharismidae. The record is from the annotation of a GenBank genome assembly.
AUGAUUCAAAACAUGGCCUAUGGAGAGAGGCUCAAUGCAAAGCAGAUCCAAGAGCGUCUUGCUGCUUGUGGCAAGGACAUGAGCCUGACGACGAUCAGGCACUACACCAACAAGUUCAAUCCUGAAGAGCACACUUUAGAGCUCAGGCGGAAGCUUGUGGACCAUGGACUAUCGCCUCCUCCUAAGAAAAUCAAGUGGAAUGAUGGAGAGAGCAUAGUCAAGAGGAUCAUUGACGUAGGUUUCUUUAAAAACGAAGAACUUGCGACAAUCUUGGGGACUUCUAAACGGACUAUUGAGCGAAUUGCUGCAGAGAAUACUGAGAGUGAAUCUGACGAAGCGGCUGGAAGAGAAGAGGCACUAUCCAGAUCUCCCCUAAAGCAUUGAAGUGAUGAAGACUUUGCUGAGGUCAUUAAGGAAUGUGAGAAGGAUACAGGCUUUGUCAGCAAGGCAAGUUUGAGGGCCCAAUUCAAAAGAAAGACAGUUGACAUCAGCGAAGAACAGCUAGGAAAAGAGCUGAAGAAGAGGGGAUAUGUCUAUAGGAAGAAGAGGGUUGUUCUACAGCUAACUGAAGCUCAUAAAGAGCAGAGAAUGUCCUGGGCUAGGUCUUUGAUUGACUCAGAUAUCGCUUCAUGGAUCUUCAGUGAUGAGUGCUGUGUGCAUCUCUUUCGUAACUCUAAUUUGUCGUGGUGCAAAGAAGGGAUAAAUGCAACAAUUGAAGAGCCUAUCAAUUGAAAAACCUCAAUUAUGAUCUGGGGAGGAAAAUUUCUAUCGUUUUUGGCAAAAUGCUCUUCAUAA